AUUUUUAGUUUCGAUUGACUGUUGACGUUUAUUUACAUUGAUUUAUUACAGCGCUACAAAAUACGAAAAUGUCGGUUCUACCUUUAGGAAUAAAAACACAAACACAGAAACUUCAAAGCCUCUACAAAAGAACACUGCGCAAUUUAGAAGCCUAUUAUGAUAGAAGGCAUGUGUACCGUUUCCAAGCAGUGCUGUGUCGCGAGAGGUUUGACCAGAUCUUGGCACUGAAGGACCAGCGGGAGUUCAACCGACGCCUGCAAGAGGAGGAAGAUGCUCUCUUUGCAAUCAUACAUCCCAUCCCUAAGAAGUGUAAGUUGUGGAUUAUAUAGAAUACACUUUAAAAA
Molecule: messenger RNA, 344 nt
Organism: Zerene cesonia (dogface butterfly)
Lineage: Eukaryota; Metazoa; Arthropoda; Insecta; Lepidoptera; Pieridae
Product: NADH dehydrogenase [ubiquinone] 1 beta subcomplex subunit 9-like
Exons: 2
Coding region: 69-329 (86 amino acids)
Biological process (GO): mitochondrial electron transport, NADH to ubiquinone
Source: RefSeq, a predicted model, not a curated record